Penaeus indicus is the source of this 4055-nucleotide messenger RNA. RefSeq names its product calcium-activated chloride channel regulator 1-like. Gene Ontology annotation, molecular function: protein binding. The record is from RefSeq and is a predicted model, not a curated record. The coding region runs from base 46 to 2892 and encodes 948 amino acids. The transcript has 20 exons. NCBI's taxonomy places the organism in Eukaryota, Metazoa, Arthropoda, Malacostraca, Decapoda, Penaeidae.
AAGUACUUCGAGCCAUCUCAGGAGAGGUCGACGCACGAGCGGGCGAUGGCGAGGUUGCGGGCGCCAGCAUGGGUGUGGGCGGUGGCGGCCUGCACCCUCAUGGGCGUGGCGGCGGCGGAUUCGAGAGCCAAGCUGGUGGAGAACGGCUACGAGGGCGUGGUCGUGGGCGUGUCUCAAGAGGUCGACGAGUCUCUUGGCGCUGCUAUCGUCACCUCAAUCAAGGAUAUGUUCAACGAAGCCUCGAGACGCCUCUUCGCCGCCACUCGAGGGAGAGCCUACUUCAGGAGCGUCAAGGUCCUGAUCCCGAAGUCCUGGUCUUUCACCGAUGUCAACGAGACGGCUCUGAGCGAGAACUUCGAGGACAGUGAUGUUCGCAUCGACAUAGCGAACAGCGUGUAUAAAAACCAGCCAUACACGCAGCAGACCGGCGCAUGCGGUACACCUGGCCAGUACAUUCAUCUCACGCCUGAGUACCUCACCGACAGAGCCCAGGCUGCCUGGUGGGGGCCGAGAGGCAAGGCGUUCCUGAUGGAGUGGGCAAAGCUGCGCUGGGGCGUGUUCGACGAGCUGGGCUACCCGGGCGACGAGAGCUUCCCGCUGUUCUACUCGAACUCCGCCGACGGGGGCACCGUGUACCCGACGUACUGCGCCGACGUGCUCGUUGAAGGGCGCAUGAUCGACAAGGGCGGCAGGAGCGCCUGUGGCUUGAACGCGAUGGGGGAUCCGGACGAGAGCUGCCGAUUCCUGCCCUACCGAGACCAGAUCGCUGCCUCGUCGCUCAUGUCGUAUCCCUUCAUUUUCAGCGACACUAUCGUGGACUUCUGCGACGAGGCGAGCAGCGACCGGCCGCACAACGCCCACGCGCCCACGAAGCAGAACCUCUUCUGUCGAGGGAAAUCGGUCUGGGAAGUCAUGCGCGAACAUUCCGAUUUUGCGGACGGCAACAACCCCCCGACGGAACGCUACGUCGACCCCGAGAUCACGCUGGUGCAGCACGUGGACGCCAACUACGCCCUGGUCCUCGACUACUCCGGAAGUAUGAACGACCACUACCGCAUCCUCAAGCUGCAGAAGACGGCGCGGCGCUGGUUGCUGCACGAGGUCGCGGACGGGAGCGAAGUCGCCAUCGUCAAGUUUUCCAAACACGCCAAGUUGGUGCACGGCCUCUCCCGUAUUGAAGGUGCAGAAUCACGCAGAGCUCUGGCAGAAUCCCUAGACGUGUCCGCAGACGGGGGAACCAGCAUCGGCGCCGGACUCUACGCGGCCGUCAAGAUGAUUUUGAAAGGCAAGAAAAACCCGGUCAUUCUCCUGAUCACAGACGGCGAGGAGAAUGAGAACCCGCGGAUUGACCACAUCAUUAACCACGUCAUCGACUCGGGAGUGCGAGUCGUCACGGUCGCCUUCGGCGAGGAGGCCGACCCCAAGCUGGAGCGCGUCGCACAGGUCACGGGAGGCAAGACGUUCACCGUGAACGACAUCGACGAAGGACACAUGCUCGAGGACGCCUUCCACGGGGCGCUCACUUACCAGCCUCCGCCCUCGCGCCAGAAUGCUACAGUGACGAUCGACGAGAAGGUAUACAGAGGGUCGGGAGACACAGCCAGCGAGACCUUCCUGGUGGACUUCACCGUCGGCAGGAACCUGGUGUUCCGGCUCGACACAGACGACAGGGCGCACGUGACAUCAUCUCCGCACCUGAUCCGUCCCUCCGGGGGCAUCAUCGGGGGGGCGGAGUUCGAUCCCUCCACCUUCGUGUGGACGAUCAACGUGCCGAUGGCUGAGCAAGGAGAAUGGAAAUGGCAGGUCGGAGUGUCAGGCAACCCCGAAAAGUUCGUGAGAGUAAAAAUCACGGCACAAACUCGGGACCCCGAUAUUCACCCCAUCACCACUAAAGCCUGGAUGAGCAGCGGUGCGCAUGACGUCAAUGCUACCACCGACAGGGUUAUCAUAUACGCUGAGGUGAAACAAGGAAAUAACCCAGUAGUCAAUGCGCGGGUUAUUGCCUUGGUAACGCCGCCGAACGAGUCAGACAGAGGCGAGGUCUACGAGCUCUUGGACAACGGCCAGGGCGCGGACAUCCAGGCGGGGGACGGAAUCUACUCUCGCUACAUGACGCGCUACACCACGACGGGCAGGUACAGCGUCAAGGCUCAGGUAACCGACGGAGGCACGGCUGUUAUCAACAGAGGCUUCCUCACGGCCCCAGCUCAGCGAACGCGUCGUGAUAUCAGGGAGACUAUCGAAGAGAGACCUCCGUACUGCUGCGGAAACAUAAUCCCACUUGACCAGGAAAAUGCUUUCAAUACCGGGACAUUCAACAGAAUCUCUGUCGCUGGAUCUGUCAAGAUCAUAGAAAUCCCCGAGGGUGACUCGCAGCCGCCCUCGCCCGUCCGCGACCUCAAGGUGUUACUCGGCUGCUGCAGCGGCCUUGAUGAUUCUUCCCACAACCUGAUUCUUACCUGGACGGCGCCCGGGGAUGAUUUAGAUGACGGCACAGUCUCGAGUUACGUGGUUCGUGUGAGCACCAGUGCAUCUGAUUUACAAGAAGACGCUUUUAAUGACGCCCCUAAUGACACCCUCGUGAACAUCUCUGCCAUGGACGGCAUACUUGUCAAAGCUGGCGAAAAGGUGACAGUCAAUGUGUCCCUCGACCUAGACCUUCGCCAGUCAAAUUAUUUUGCGCUGCGGGCCAUCGACGAUGCUGGAUUAACAAGUAUGGUCUCCAAUAUUGACAUCCUUGGGUCAGAGCUUUUGGUGGCAGUGCCAGCCGUGUUGGUCAUCCCAGUCUGGGCCAUCGUGCUGAUUGCUGCCGUCCUCUUACUGCUGGUUGUCGCUUCGUGCGUCGUGCUUUCGUCGCGGAACACUGGCAAAUAUGACUGUGUCGAAAGCUGAGAUAUGCCAAAGAGAGGAUGUGGUCGUGCGUUUUAUUUCAUGUGAUUUUGCAUUGCAUGGUUUUAGCCAGUGAAUCUUCUCGACAAAUAUGAUAGCUUAAAGUUAUCUUAAAAUGUAUAGACUGUAAUUUGACAUGUGCUUUUAACCCUGUGGUAAUUCAGGAGGCCUUCAUGAAUUCAUGCUUCAUUUUCAAGCAUUUGUGUUGGCACUGUAUCAUACAUGCAUAAAGAUAUGGCUAUCCCAUACAUAUAUUGUAGUAGUUAUACUAUACUGUAUAUAACAAUUAUAGUUAGAAAGUAACAUAGAUCUAAUGUAACUUAAUUCACUUUACUGAUGCCACAGAACCAUUAAGGUUCUCUGUAUAUUAAACAGUUGCUUUUGGAAAAGUUCUUUCAACCUGUCUGAUUUACUUAUUUGCAUUUCACAGAGUGCUGCGUUCUUACAAUCCGAUGUGCUAAUAUGUGUACCUGAGAAAAAUGGCAGAGGGGUUAAGUUCUAACGGAAAGCAAGAUAGAUAGAAUUAUAUAGAAAUAUGUUCACUGCAGCAGUAAAAGUCACUGGUGGUUUUACAUUGCCAAGAAAGUUUCGUAAUCAAACCUCAUUAAUAAUGUAAUAAGAAGUUAAACUCGAAAUCUUUUGUGUGUAUACGGAUAUUUAACAACCAGUUACCAGAACAAGCAGCAAGAAAUCAGAGAAGAGAAAGAUCAUAAUGAAAUCCUUCAAAAACAACAACAGUACUCUAAUUCAGACAGAUCCUGUAAUAAUUAUGGUGCUUCCCUUCUGCUUUUAUGCUGAUUACAAAACAGAAUUGGGUGACGCAGAACGUACAUAGUGUCAGAUGUACAUUACUUAACAUUCUCCUUAGGCAACUUCCACUAUACUUAUGUGACCGUUUUUCUUGCUUAUUUUUUUUUCAUCUCUAAAUAUCAUUCGUUCACUCUUAUCUCUCGUCCAACUAAUUCUCCUUGUUUCAUAUAAUCUCUUUUCUCAUAUACUUUUUUUUCCAUUUCAUUUUCUUUUCUCUUGUCGCGGAAUUUGCUAUUUAAUUCCUCAAAUGUCAUCCAAAAUAUGAGAUAACAGGAUUAGAUCGGUCUUGUCUCGGGUCGUGUAUCCUACUUAUUGUAUGGAAGAUAUUAUGUUCUAAUAAAACAGACAUGAAAAUC